Molecule: messenger RNA, 1255 nt
Organism: Daucus carota subsp. sativus
Lineage: Eukaryota; Viridiplantae; Streptophyta; Magnoliopsida; Apiales; Apiaceae
Product: 12-oxophytodienoate reductase 1
Molecular function (GO): FMN binding; oxidoreductase activity
Source: RefSeq, a predicted model, not a curated record
UGUAACAUUAUUGCUUGCACAGAAGAACAGGGAAAAUUUAGAAUCGAAAAAAGAGAUACAACAAUGGCAGAGGAGCAAACCCUUCAAGUCCUUACUCCAUACAAAAUGGGCAACUUUCAUCUUUCUCAUAGAGUGGUUUUGGCACCUUUGACAAGACAAAGAUCUUGUGGAAAUGUUCCUCAGCCCCAUGCUAUGUUAUAUUAUUCGCAAAGAACCACAAAAGGGGGUCUUCUGAUAUCUGAAGCCACCGGAGUUUCUGACACUGCCCAAGGGUAUACAGAUACACCAGGUAUAUGGACAAAAGAACAGGUUGAAGCCUGGAAACCCAUUGUUAAUGCUGUUCAUGCUAAAGGCGGUAUAUUCUUCUGUCAGAUUUGGCACGUUGGGAGGGCUUCUAAUACUGGUUUUCAGCCAAAUGGACAAGCUCCGAUCUCCUGUACAGACAAGGGUAUUGAUGAGGCAGAAUUUUCUACUCCUCGACGACUGUACAGAGGAACAGAGGAAAUUCCUCAAAUUGUAAAUGAUUUCCGACUUGCUGCUAGGAAUGCUAUGGAAGCUGGUUUCGAUGGUGUUGAAAUCCAUGGUGCUAACGGGUACCUAAUAGACCAGUUCUUGAAAGAUCAAGUCAAUGACCGAACAGACAAAUAUGGAGGCUCAUUGGAGAACCGCUGCAGAUUUGCUCUGGAAAUUGCUGAAGCCGUGUCAAAAGAGAUAGGAGCAGACAAAGUAGGCAUGAGGCUUUCUAUCUUUGCAAAUUACUUGGGGUCAGGGGAUUCAAAUCCAGAAGCUUUGGGGCUCUAUAUAGUUAAGUCCUUAAAUAAAUACGACAUUCUCUACUCCCACAUGAUUGAGCCAAGGAUGAAAACCCUGGCAGAGAUGGCCGAGUGCCCCCAGAGUCUCGUGUCUAUAAGAAAAUCAUUUAACAAUACUUUCAUUGUGGCCGGGGGAUAUGGCAGGGAAGAUGGUACUAAAGCUGUGGCUGAGAACCGUGCAGACCUUGUUGCUUAUGGCCGACAGUUCCUGGCAAACCCUGAUCUCCCAAAGCGAUUGGAGCUUAACGCUCCUCUCAACAAAUAUAAUAGAAACACAUUUUAUAUUUCUGAUCCAGUUGUUGGCUACACUGAUUAUCCGUUUCUUGAUGAAACAAUUACCGCUUAAUUAAACAACAAGAGAGAAAAGAAGCUUAAUGUGAUUCAACAACUGGUUACCUUGUACUAGUUGUUAUAAUAAAAACAAAAUUUGAAGUUUAUGGCAU